Molecule: messenger RNA, 1879 nt
Organism: Colletes gigas
Lineage: Eukaryota; Metazoa; Arthropoda; Insecta; Hymenoptera; Colletidae
Product: KIN17-like protein
Exons: 4
Coding region: 255-1217 (320 amino acids)
Biological process (GO): animal organ morphogenesis
Molecular function (GO): receptor ligand activity; BMP binding
Source: RefSeq, a predicted model, not a curated record
CUCAGCUCGGUUCGGCUCAGCCUCAUAUCGGAUCUCCGUGUUUCGAGGCAAACCGUCCUUCAAAUUUGUCGCUACAGAUCGGCCACGAUCCGGUAGUCUCCGCUGCUGAGCCAGCGGCAGAGAUCCGGCCGCACACCGAGCGAGAAUCGCGAACAACGCCGCCCGAUCGUUCGUUCGUACCAUUUGCUAAUCUUUCCUCGGCAUUCGUAGAGUGGUGCGUAGUUUGCGACGUCGCUGACGUACACCGAGGGAUCAUGGGAUCGACGUGUGAUCUAAGGGUGGCGAUCCUGCUGCUCGUUCAGUCGACCCUGCUGCUUGCACAUCGAGAGCACAAGGUCCACAAUAUCGUGCUAUACCCGGACAAGCACAGCUGGUGCAAGACAACCCCCAUCAAGCAGGUAGUCACGUGGCCGCAGUGUUCCUCGCAAGAGUUGGACAACAAUGUGUGCGUUGGGGCUUGUUUCUCAUACAUGGUGCCUCACAGCGAACCCUCUGCACCCGGUGACUUGAUAAGACCCUACUGUGACUCCUGUCAGCCUUUGGACAGCGUCUGGCACACGGUGACUCUGGAUUGCAAGGACGAAGAGAACAACCCGAUAACGAUGCAGAAGAAGGUUCAAAUCAUCACCAAUUGCUCCUGCAGCUCGUGCAUGGAGACGUCCAGGAUCAAACCCGACUAUAACACCCUGCUUCAGUCGCUGACCGAGGAGAACUUGGACAAGAACGUGAACAUCAUCCACGAAACGCCGGACCUGCUGUUGAAUCCUAAUCUGAACUCCUCGAAGAACACCACCAGAGACGGCGUCGAGGCUAACGAGAGGUUCUUGCAGAUAUUCAAACAGCUGAAGGACUCGGAGAAGCUGGACGAGUCCGGCGCCAAGGAACUGUUCUCCAAGUUCGAGGAAGAUGUAGAUCUGGACAAACUGAGGGAACUGCUGAAGAGGUACAGCCAAGAGGAGGAGAGGCAAAACUCGCAUCAGCACCAACAUCAGCACCAGUCGUCCGGGAAGCAGCAGCAGCAGCAACAGCAACAACAGCAGCAUCACUCGACGACGACGGUUCUUCAUCGAGGUCCUCAUCACUCGAUGGUCCUGGACUCUGACGUGAAAGAAAAGAUCGACGUCGAACCGCACUAUCUUCAUCCGGCGGUCGCCGGCCAGGAGAUCAGCUACCACGACAACGUCCUCGUGGACAAGGAUAAGAAGAAAGAUUUCUGAACGUAUAGAGGACGUUCCUCUCGCCAAGAAAACGCGUGGCUAGUUAACUUUAGAUGUCAAACUGGUCAGAAUUAAUAGGAAACAUUAUUGGUAUAGAUGAAAAUACUCUGCUCGUCUUACGGGAUAGUUUCUGUUUCUUUUUCUGUUAGGAUCGUUUGUUGCCUAGUCCAAUCUGCAUUCUAUUGUUCGGUUCGAUGACUGAGCUACGAUUUAACCGUUCAGCUUGAUCCACUGUAAAUAGAGACGGUUCUUCGUUCUCUGUCUUUUUUUUUUUUUAAUAGAAAAAGGAUGACGCUUUGUUUUGUAUUGUAUGUACUAUUUCGUUAAUGUAGUAGGCGUUAUUGACGAAGGGUAAACUGCUCGUUUGAAUUUGCUUGGAUUGGGUGGCAGAAGUCUCGUUAUAGCUCGAUUGUUAAAUGGAUGCGUUAGAAAAGAAAAUUCUUAAUCGCCAUUGGAGAUAAGAUGCUGAAAGGGGAAUAAAGAGAGAGAUGAAAUUCUAAUAUAUAUUUAAUUAUUAUUAUUAUUAAUUAAUUAACUAUUUAACGUACUCGCGCGUCUAAUAAAGGAAUUUACGUCUGUUUAUAUUUACACCUUAACUUUCCACAACUGGCAAACAUUGUAAACGUCCGUAGGCGUUUGUUUUUUUUAUCAUGUUGACUGCU